AGGGAGAGAGAGAGCGAGAGAAAGAGAGAGAGAGAUAGGAAUGGAGAAUUCUCACUGGCAGUGAUACAUGAAGGUGCAGUGCAGCCUGUAAGAGUCCAGUUCAGGGGACUCUUAUAUUACGUCAGACAAAAAAACACAAAAUGAGCAGAACAACAUUUUUUGAGGUCGAAAUCCUGGACUGGAAAACAAAAGAACAGCUCUGUUUUCUGGACAAGGUGGAACCUCACUCGAGCAUUGCUGAAAUUAAGAGUUUGUUUCAUAAGUCAUAUCCUAAAUGGCAUCCUGCUAGACAGUCCCUGAGAUUAGAGCCCAAGGGAAAAGCACUGAAUGAUGAUGACAUACUACAGAAUCUGCCUGUCGGGACCACAGCAAGCUUAUAUUUUAAAGAUCUUGGCCCACAGCUUGGCUGGACAAUGGUUUUUCUGGUGGAGUACAUGGGUCCUCUAUUGAUUUAUCUUCUCUUUUACCUUCGGGUCCCCUACAUCUACAGCAAGAAAUACACUUUCACCUCCAGCACUCAUCAUGUGGUCAGCUUGGCUUGUGUUUGUCACUCAUUCCAUUACAUCAAAAGACUUAUCGAAACUAUUUUUGUGCACCGGUUUUCUCAUGGCACGAUGCCUCUCAGAACUACUGUAAAGAACUGUGCAUAUUACUGGGGUUUCGCGGCAUGGUUAGCAUAUUACAUCAACCAUCCUCUCUACACACCACCAUCUUAUGGACAGAAACAGAUCAACUAUGCACUAAUUAUCUUUGUGUUAUGCGAGGCUGGCAAUUUUUCUAUCCAUUGGUCACUGAACAGUUUAAAAUGUGAAGGUUCCAAAUGUCGGAGGUUUCCACGCCCAUCUAAAAACCCAUUCACGUGGCUAUUUUUCUUUGUAUCCUGUCCGAACUACACAUAUGAGGUAGGAGCUUGGGUGGGCCUGUCGAUCAUGACCCAGUGUGUUCCAGUGGCUCUCUUCACUCUGGUGGGCUUCGCACAAAUGACGAUCUGGGCCAGAGGAAAACACAAAGCAUACAUCAGAGAGUUCAAAGACUAUCCAAACCUCCGCAUGCCCAUCUUACCUUUAAUCCUCUGAGCAAGUUUAGAUGUUUCUGAUCUGAGAUCAAAAUAUCCAGAGAUAUGAUGAUCCUGAAUAACAGUGACAGAGGUGAACAGCUGCAUUUAAAUGUGAAUUAGAUUAGUGGGAAUGUUCCAGAUUACAUACAGUAUUUGUGUUGGUUAACUCGUUACAAUAACCACCUAAUAUGCAAUUUUGAUAUCUACCUCUGUGCAAUGACAAAUGUGAUGAAUUACUUCAGCAAUAAAGAAAGAAAGUUUUUCAUUAACAGAUGAAGACACUAAAACACAUUUAUAUUAAAAUAUUGAUCUUUAACAUUUUAAACGAGAAUCGCAACUAAUAUUUAUUCCAAACAAAAAGAGGGAUUAUUAUGAU
Paramisgurnus dabryanus is the source of this 1433-nucleotide messenger RNA. RefSeq names its product trans-2,3-enoyl-CoA reductase-like 2a (gene tecrl2a). Lineage: Eukaryota; Metazoa; Chordata; Actinopteri; Cypriniformes; Cobitidae. The record is from RefSeq and is a predicted model, not a curated record. Gene Ontology annotation, biological process: very long-chain fatty acid biosynthetic process. Gene Ontology annotation, molecular function: oxidoreductase activity, acting on the CH-CH group of donors.